AUGCCUGACCACCCGACAGCAUCGUGGCAGGCGAUGCAAGAUGGAAACGUGUUCUACCGAAGACAACAGUUGUAUUCUGUAUCUGGCAAGUUUCCUGACUUUUCGGAUUACAUUACGGCGGGUUGUCGGUAUGGAGGGCCAAUAGCGGUGAUGCGUGAUACCACCAAACUUAUCGCACUGGGACGAGCUACACCGGCUUUUGGGAAAUCUCAGAUACAGAUCUACUCUCCAGCCGGGGAAGGCCUUCUGAUGCUCAGUUGGGACCAGGGAAAGAUUAUUCGUUUUGGCUGGAACGCUGACGAGAACCUGGUCGUAAUCAAUGAAGAGGGCACUUAUCGAAUAUACGACCUUCAAGGAGAUUACCAACAAUACUCCUUGGGAAGCGAUGCAGCCGAACUAGGCGUGAUUGACGCGCGAAUACACGAAGACGGCCUUGUGGCAUUGACGGGAUCAUUGACAUUCUUAGAGGUGAAGGGGUGGAAGGGAACUAGACCAUUAAUUCUUGCAAACCCGGGGUUGCCAGAGCCACCACAUUCAUGGGCCAUUAUUCCUCCGGACUUGAAUAUAUCUCGGCAUGUUGAAGUCCUCCUUUCAACAGAGGGAACUAUAUUUUCCGUCGACAAUCUUGAAAGCGUUGAUCAAAGACUAUCACAAGGGCCAUUCACGCAUAUUUCGCCAGCUCCUAACGGCAAGACGCUAGCGUUGCUCACCUUUUCUGGCACUCUCCUUGUGAUCUCCACGGAUUUUCAACGCCAAAUCACCCAAUUCGAUACUAGUACUGUUUCGGCUGAAGGUCAAGUACAGCAGGUGGAAUGGUGUGGCAAUGACGCUAUCCUUGUCACUCGGAGCUCCAUCGCAGUUCUAGUUGGCCCUUUCGCCGACACUCUGGAAUAUUCCUAUGGUGGUUCUUUGUAUGCAGUAACCGAACCAGAUGGUGUGCGCGUUAUGGGCCCAGAAGUCUGUGACCUUAUACAGAAGGUGCCGGCAUCGACGUUGGCGAUCUUCAGACCAGGUUCGACGGCCCCAGCUGCUAUUCUCUACGACGCAUGGCAGAGCUUCACCGAGCGCUCUCCCAAAGCGGACGAAAGCAUUCGCAGCAUACGCCCAGAUCUAGCUGUUGCCGUAGAUCAAUGCAUUGAUGCUGCGGGCCAAGAGUGGGAGCCCUAUUGGCAGCGCAGUCUUCUGAAUGCCGCCAAGUUUGGACGGGGUUUUCUAGAUUUCUAUAAUCCUACCGACUUCGUUAACAUGGGCCAGACGCUUAAAGUUCUCAAUGCGGUCCGCUACUAUGAGAUAGGUAUACCGCUGACCUAUGCCCAAUAUGUAUAUACAUUGCCGUCAUAUAUCAUUACUCGCCUUACCUCUCGGAAUAUGCAUCUGCUUGCGCUCCGGAUAUCCAAUUUUCUCGGUAUGAAACCCGAUCACGUACUGAAGCACUGGGCAAGUGCUAAAAUUCUCCGAUCAAAGCCUUCUGCGGUGGCCGGAAGUGACGGGGAACUUGGAGGAGACGACGAAGUUUGCAAACUGAUUGUCGAUAAGUUCAAGCAGCUCGGUGGGGCGGAUGUUAGCUAUGCUGAGAUUGCUAAGCGGGCCUGGGAAGUCGGGAGGGCGGGACUUGCUACCAAACUACUAGAUCAUGAGUCAAAUGCGUCCGACCAGGUACCUCUGCUGUUGACUAUGAAGGAAGAUCGACUAGCUCUGGAGAAGGCUGUUGAUAGUGGCGAUACAGACCUCGUCUACCAUGUUCUUUUACACCUACAUCAGCAACUCACCCUCGGUUCCUUCUUUCGGCUCAUCGAAGAUGGUGGUUCUCGCCUUGCCCCAGCUAGUAAAUUACUUCAGGUCUACGCUCGAGAGCAAAACCGGGAUAUGCUGCGAGAUUUCUAUUAUUCAGAUGAUCGGCGAGUGGAGAGCGCCGUCCUAGCACUUGAUGAAUGUUCAAGAAUGACGGACCCCAAUUCUAAGAUUACAUCCGUUAAGUCUGCACAGAAGUUUUUCUCCGAAGAUAAGGACCGGGCCUUUGAGGCCAAAAUGAUGGACGAAUACGUGCGAUUACUGACAUUCCAACAGCAACUGGAAAAGGAAGGCGAUGGCAAGAUUCCAUUCUUCGGCCUAAGUAUUAACGAAACUAUUCGCACAUGCUUGCUCAACGGCAUGUCAAAGCGUGCGGAUAAAACGAAAGCGGACUUUAAAGUUCCAGACAAAAGAUUCUGGUAUCUCAAGAUGGCUACACUCGUAGAGAUGGGGGAUUUUGAAGGACUUGAUGCCUUUUCCAAGUCAAAAAGAAGCCCUAUUGGUUACGAGCCUUUCGUUCAUUGUCUCGUGGAGAACGGGCAUUCGAAGGAAGCUGUGCCCUACGUUGCUCGGUGCGACUCUCCGAAGCGUGCCGACCUUUAUGUCGAAUGCAACGAAUGGCGGCUCGCCGCGAAAGAAUGCAAGGAGCGUGGAGAUAAAGCCAAGCUCGAUUCAAUACGGAAGAAAUGCACUGAUUCUUUCAUACAACGAGAGCUCGACCAAAUCGCAUCGUCAAUGAAGUAG
Desarmillaria tabescens is the source of this 2535-nucleotide messenger RNA. Its product is annotated as Vps16, C-terminal region-domain-containing protein. The transcript is spliced from 14 exons. The coding region runs from base 1 to 2535 and encodes 844 amino acids. Gene Ontology annotation, cellular component: cytoplasm; endosome; lysosomal membrane. The record is from RefSeq and is a predicted model, not a curated record. Gene Ontology annotation, biological process: endosomal transport; intracellular protein transport; vacuole fusion, non-autophagic. Lineage: Eukaryota; Fungi; Basidiomycota; Agaricomycetes; Agaricales; Physalacriaceae. Gene Ontology annotation, molecular function: actin binding.